AUGGAAUCGCCUCCAUCUGCACAAACCUCCGCUUUUGACUCCAUGGCCAUAGCGCCGAUUACAGAGAUCCUUUCGUCGAAACCGGAAGAUUUCCUCGGACCGUCCGCCCUUCUCUUCGCCCAGUCAACGGCCGCCCUGAAACAUUAUCUCGAUUCUCUAGCCUCGAACACAGCCCAACUUCAGCAGAAAGAACAGCUUCUUCAAAGCGGGCAGAAACGGAAACGAAACGAGAAUGUGUCGGGCCCCAGUUCGAAAAAGUUGCAGCUUCGUGAGGUACAUGUAGAUGGAUUCAAUGUGCGGCAAGUGUGGGAACAAACGCAACGAGUAUUGAAGGCUUCAUCGGAGCUUACCCGACAACAUGCUGCUGAUAUAUCGCAAAAUUUGGGUCAAGAAAAUGACAGCACUGGUAGUAACAGCGCCUCAGGCUCGGGCUCAGAAAUUGAAGACAUAAGUGAGGGUGAUAUUUCAGGCGAAUCGGAUGGUGACGAAGAUAUGGAGGAUACGUCAGGUUUCCUUGAGGAAAAAGAAGACGAGGAGGAGAAUGAACAAUUCGAAGAAGCCGACUCGCAGGGUUCAAUUGAGGUGGAUGGCUUAGAGGAUGACGACAAUGCUGCCAGCAAAAGGCAACCAGCAUCUUUUGUCCAAGAUCGCCACGGCUUAAAUGAUGGGUUUUUCUCGAUCGACGAGUUCAACAAGCAAUCAAUGCUUUUCGAAGACCUGGAUACCAAGCGGGCUAGAGACGACAAGGUUGGCAGUGACGAGGAGGAAAUUGAUUGGGAAGGUGAUCCUUUCUUACUCGGCGACGCCGAAUCGGAUUUAAAUGAGGAGGACGAACAAGAAGAAAGACUCGAUGAUGGGGACAUUGAUAGUGACCCUGAGGAUGAUGCACGAAACGCGACCUACGACCAAUUCUUCAAUCCACCUGCCUCCGAACAUAUCAAGAACAAGCACGUAUCCAAGGAAAAAUCUAAACCAUCUGACGAUGACCUCGACGCGGAUAUUGAUCGAGCCAUGGCGGAUGUCCACCGCGAUCUGUUUGAUGAUGAAGACUCCGAGUUUGAUGACAAUGAGAAUUCAAAGAGCAAAGGCAAAGCUGCCGAAACUAACCAGUCGACUCAUGAGAAGGCGCGGAACAAGAUUACGGAUGAAAUUCGCCGACUAGAAGCAGCUAAUGUCGCCCACAAGGAGUGGACUCUGACUGGUGAAGCUAGAGCGGCGGAUAGGCCACUUAAUUCGCUAAUUGAGGAGGAUUUGGAUUUCGAGCGGGUUGGGAAACCAGUCCCGGUUAUUACAGCAGAAAUCACAGACGACAUCGAAGCACUUAUCAAACGAAGGAUCGUUGCCAAAGAGUUCGAUGAUAUCAUUCGAAGACCACCGCCUGGGCUUGGUGACUAUAAGGAGGCAAGAAGCAAAUUCGUUUUGGAUGAAACGAAACCCCAACAGAGCCUAGCAGAGCUCUACGAGGUUGACCAUUUACAAGCAACUGAUAAAAACUUUGUUAGCAAGAAAGAUGAGAAACUGCAAAAGGAGCGGGAUGAAAUCACACAAUUAUGGAAUAACAUUUGUUCUCAAUUGGACACCCUUUCGAAUAUGCAUUUCCGGCCCAAACAGCCAUCUGCCAACAUCCGUGUGGUUGCGGAUGUCGACACUAUUGUCAUGGAGGAUGUUCGACCUUCCGGUGGAGAUGGUUUAGGUGCCGCUGGAACUCUUGCACCACAGGAGGUCUACGCUCCGGGGGAUAAGGAUCGCAGUGGAGAAUUGAUGACGAAGAGCGGUGCCGCGGUUGCUAGGGACGAGAUGUCACGGGAAGAGAAGCUUCGGCAUAGACGGCGCGAGAAGCAAAAGAAGCGGAAGAAGACGCUGCAAGCGCUCGAGAAUCAAAAUAGCGCUGCUGCAAAGAAACAACAGCUGGUGUCGAACCUUGGAAAGGGUGGAGUGAAAAUCAUUGGAAAAGACGGGUCUCUUACGGACAUGCGGGGACAAAAGGUUUCUACAAAUGAGAAAUCCACAACCCAGCAAGCAUUAAAACUAUAG
Molecule: messenger RNA, 2034 nt
Organism: Uncinocarpus reesii 1704
Lineage: Eukaryota; Fungi; Ascomycota; Eurotiomycetes; Onygenales; Onygenaceae
Exons: 1
Coding region: 1-2034 (677 amino acids)
Biological process (GO): rRNA processing
Cellular component (GO): nucleus; sno(s)RNA-containing ribonucleoprotein complex; small-subunit processome
Source: RefSeq, a predicted model, not a curated record